AUGGCAGUCGCGCGCAACCGCGUGGUCGACCUCAUGAAGGUCCAAUGCCGCAUCUUCAACACCAUCUUCAACCCCACGGGCGAACGACUAGGCAACAAAGUUCUGCGCGCACGCUUAAAAGGCCCCGCGCUAGCCUCCUACUACCCGCGGCGAGUUGCGACGUUCAAGGACCUGCAGAACAAUUACCCGGAAUGGCAGAUGUACAAUGAGAAGGAGGAGGACCGGUUGGAGCAUAUUCAGGUGCUGAAGGCGAAGGGCAAGGGGGCGCCGAAGAAGAAGCGGACGGCUGCUGAGGGGAAGAAACAGCAGAAGAGAAGGAAGUAG
This is a messenger RNA of Neohortaea acidophila, 324 nucleotides long. Its product is annotated as mitochondrial ribosomal subunit S27-domain-containing protein. Lineage: Eukaryota; Fungi; Ascomycota; Dothideomycetes; Mycosphaerellales; Teratosphaeriaceae. The transcript has 3 exons. Gene Ontology annotation, cellular component: mitochondrion. Bases 1 to 324 code for a protein of 107 amino acids. The record is from RefSeq and is a predicted model, not a curated record.